This is a messenger RNA of Penicillium canariense, 2580 nucleotides long. Its product is annotated as pentatricopeptide repeat protein. The record is from RefSeq and is a predicted model, not a curated record. Bases 1 to 2580 code for a protein of 859 amino acids. The transcript has a single exon. Gene Ontology annotation, molecular function: protein binding. Lineage: Eukaryota; Fungi; Ascomycota; Eurotiomycetes; Eurotiales; Aspergillaceae.
AUGCUCCGCCAGGCUGUUCGAGGAGGGGCUCAAUGGUACCACGCGGCCCGCAGCCCGUCGAUUGCCCGGCGCACCUUUAGCGCUGUGAGUGCGCGUCGUCUCGAUUUUGGCGGGCCGAACGAUAAGGUCACUUUCUACGAACAAGAGAAUCCCUCGAGCAAGAAGCGACGGAAGGUCGAUCCGGAAGCCGAAGAUAAUGAGGAGCGCAAGGAAGUUGAGAGUGAACUGUCGAAGCUCCAGGAGGAGCUCAAGACACUAGAGAAAGGCCCCUUCACCCCCGAUGGUGAAUUUAUCCAGAGUCUACCGGAGGAGGACCGGAAGAUUGCGCUAGAGGCCCUACGGAAAUACGAAGCAAAUCGAGGUCCAUUGGAGCCACAGCCCUCGCUGGACGAUGUCUUUGACGAAGAGCUGGAUAAUAUGCUGAAGGAGGAGUUCGAGGGUCUUGCGCUGGAACAAGAGAACUGGCAGGACAGCGCCAGAGUGCGACGAAAAGUGGCUCCGCGGAAGACUUCGCAGGGUCUGCUUGCAGAUGCAGAAGCAGCAUCCCAUCCCUACGUCAUCCGAUUUAAGGAGAAUUUGCGCCGCUUUACGCCAAAGGCAUCGGAUGAUCGGGCGAGGCAGGAGCUGUGGAAAUCAUACCGCCGGUGCAAGCAGAACAUCCCGGACUUUUUGAAAUCGCUUACCCCAGAGAUGCUGAAUUCAAUUUGGGAGUCACAAGCCACAGCACAGUCAGCCAAGUCCACACGAGCAAGACACCUCCAGACCCUCGCCGAAGACAUGAAGUCAAUUGAAAGGCCUCUCGCCAUCCCCCAAAUCCUUUCCUACAUCGAAGCCCUACAUGAAGGCGGUGCGAUCAGCCAGGCAUUAGAACAAUGGGAGGCUUAUCAAGCGGAUCUGUCGCAGAAAAAGGAAGACCUCGAGGAGUACUGGAUGCUGGGCGUCCGACUGUUUGCGGCUGAGAACAACCCCCAACGCGCCCAAGACAUCGCAUUGGCAUUCCUCGUCAAUGACAGGUCCCGCCAACCGCGUGUCCUCAUUCCAGUGAUUACGGCAUGGGGUAGAAUGCCCGGGAAAGAUGCAGAGGUGAAGGCGUGGGCGCUGUAUCUACAGCUCAAGACAUUCCUGGGGCCAAACAUGACCAUGGAGGACUAUGACCAAGUCAGCAUCGGUCUCCUCACGGCUGGCCGGUCAGACAUGGCUGUUGCUGUCUUCAAAGAUAUGAUGGUGACAGGCCAAGACCCAGCCAACGAUUCAACGGCCCUGUAUCAAGCAGCCCUCGGUCUCGCAGGGAGCCUGCAAGCUUCUAGCAUCGACGAGCAAGCUGUGAAUAGAGUGUCAUUGUCUGUGCUCACGAUGCUACCCCGCCGAUUCCAUAAUCGGUUCUUCUACGCCAGCUGGAUGAAGAAGCUCAUCGGAAUGGGCGAGGUCGACUCAGCCGCAAUGGUGAUCGAGCUGAUGUAUGAGAGAGGGGUGAAGCCAGACGCCAAGCAUCUCAAUGGUGUCAUGGCAGGCUGGCUCCGCGAGGGCAAUGCAAGCGCCAGAGACAAAGCAGAGCGACUAGGCUGGGCCAUGAUCCAGCACCGAAUCGAUGUCGCGUGGAAACGGUUCCAGCCAGUUGAGACAUCUCCUCAGAUUCAGGUCAAGCAUCAAGCGAUCGAGUCAACCCGCAUGCCCAAAUUUUUGCAACGAGAAGUACCCCCGGCAAGCAUCGAGACUUUCUCUAUUCUUCUCCUUCACUACACCCGCCGUGGAGACGAUGACAUGGUCAAGUACCUCGCCAAGUGCCUCAGCGACGCACAUAUUCAGCCAAACUCCUAUUUUAUGAACCACCUCCUCUACGCCGAGCUACGAAAGCAAGAUAUCCGCUCGCUAUGGGCCAAAUUCGAGAAGAUGUCUACCAACAUCCGGCCUGACCUUGAAACCUUUGCGUGUCUUUGGGACUGUGCGAAGCUACAAUACGACCGUGGCCGCACUGCAUUCGACCCCGGAUUCCCAACUGCGCGACAGCUGUACACGCAUAUGGCGCAAUGGUACUCUCAGCUCUCUUCGCGGGCACAAAAGAGUACCAGAGAGCAGUUCACCAAGGAUUUGUAUGACCAGAUUGUUCGGUGUUUCUGUCUGUCGAAGGAUCUUUCCGGUACACUAGUUGCACUGCACUCAAUGCACGCGACGUUCGGCUAUGCCCCUGACGACAUCACUGCUCGCUUAAUCGUUCUGCAAGUCGCACGUCUCGCGGGAGUGCCGGCUGACACCCCAAAGCGCCGGCUCCGCCGUCUGUCCUCCACUCCGCGGAGCAAGGAAAACAUCAGCCAGGUCAGCCGGCUACUGGAGAUGCUCGGAGAACGCAAAUCACUAGCUCUGAAAGCGCAUGGCCUGGGUAUCGAGCAGCUUGAUCCACACGAGAAACAGCAGUACCAGCUCGAGGUUAUGGCUAGUUUACUGCGUAUUGUGCUGAGCCGGACUGGGGGUUUGGAUCCCGUCCAAGUUGAAGCGAAUCUUGCGCAGGCUGCAGCUGAGAUGCAAAUGGAAGGCAUCGAUUUGGGAUCUCCUCUGGGAGUGGAUGAUAGCAAGUUGCUAUAG